AUGGAAAAUGUUGCUUUGGCAAUGAUGUUGUGCUGUCAGAAAGUGGUACCUGAGUCACAUUGGCAGCAAUAUAUUAAAGUACUUCCUGAAAGUUUCGAUACUCCUCUCUUCUUCACUGUUGAACAGUUGCAGUUUUUACGUCCAUCUCCAUUAUUCGAAGAAUCAUUGUUGCUGUAUCGAAAUGUUUCCAGACAAUUUAUUCAUUUUUUAUUGGAAAUCAUACGUAGUGAUGAAUUUCGUCAUAGAAAGAAGAAAUCCAAAGAAGAAAUGUCAAAGCUAGAGCCAAUAUAUGUUAAUUCUCCUCUUACUGCAUCAAAUUUCACAUUCAAUCUAUACCGGUGGUCCGUUGCCUGCAUUUCAACACGUAUUAAUAUGAUACCGAGCGAAAUAUUGAAAGAUUCCACAGGUCAACCACGGAUGAUACCUGGAUUGAUACCAUUUCUGGAUAUGGCAAAUCACAGUUACACUGAUGAUGCUUUCCGUGAAGCAGUACACUUUUCGGAUGAAUUUGAUUGUGCAGAAAUCAUUGCUAUUCGAGAUUACAAACCUUUAGAAUCCGUGAAUAUUUUCUAUGGUUGGCGAAGUAAUCGUGAUUUUCUGUUGCAUAAUGGUUUUGUACCUCUCGAGAAAAACGUUCGAGAUACUUACAAAUUGAAAAUUGGACUUCCAAAAUCGAAACGUGAAGAUGCACGCAUGUGUCUGUUUCAUGUCCUUGGUUUCGUUGCUGAAUCGACAAUUUUUGCUUUCGAACUAAGCAUAUAUGAGCCACACUUCCACGACUCAUUAUUCCGUUUUGCUCAAAUAUAUGUUUUAGAUAAAAUCCCUUCAGAACCUGAACAAGUGGAGGAGGCGUUAAGCUCUUCAGAUAACAUCCGAAAAGCUUGGAGCUUUCUCCAUGAUCGUUUCUGCCUUAUUCUCAGAGGAUAUGGCAGAGUAAUCGAUCCAGUCGAAGUAAAGCGCCCAGAAUUUAGCACCUCCUCUGAUACAAUUCGAAAAUCUAUGAUUGUAAGGUUAAAAUUAUCAGAAAUAGAAAUUUUGCAAAAAGUGGAAAAUUUUUGCGAAAAACAAUUACGAAAAAUAGCUUAG
Molecule: messenger RNA, 1086 nt
Organism: Cercopithifilaria johnstoni
Lineage: Eukaryota; Metazoa; Nematoda; Chromadorea; Rhabditida; Onchocercidae
Source: the annotation of a GenBank genome assembly